AAUAGGCGGGCUCAUCAUAAAGCCCGUCGCGAUGACACGUGUCGGCCCGGCCCAAUGGAUGAGAUCCGCCGAGGAGUCGUGGAAAAUCGACGAUUGAAAAACUUAACGAACUGCUGUUCAAAACCGACUUCGACGCGUCACCAAAAAUUCACAAAUUCAUUCCUGCCUCAAAAAUUCGAAGUGAAUUAUUUGCUCUCGAUCUGUCCGCAGUUGCCAAGGUUUGAUUAAAUGGCUGAAGCAAAAUCAGCAAAGAGGAAGCCAGUUUUCAUAAAAGCUGAUCAGCUAAGCCCCGGUACAAAUGGACACAAUCUUGUAGUCAAGGUUUUGAGUUCCAAGAUGGUGAUGCAAAAGGGCAGGCCAGAUGGGAUUCCAGGUCGUCCUAUGCGAAUCGCCGAGUGUCUUGUAGGAGACGACACCGGCACAAUUUUGUUUACUGCCCGCAACGAGCAAGUUGACAUAAUGAAGCCCGAUGCCACCGUGAUUUUGAGAAAUGCCAAAAUCGACAUGUUCAAAGGAUCGAUGAGGCUUGCUGUGGAUAAAUGGGGACGUGUAGAAGUAACCGAACCCGCCAAGUUCACCGUCAAAGAAGACAACAAUCUCUCUCUGGUCGAAUACGAAUUAGUCAAUGUCGUCGAGGAGUGAAAAAGGCGCAAGUAAUUACCCUCUCUUUAUGCUUGAUGGUGGAGAAAAUAAAGUCUAAAAAAUGGAUCUUGGUUAGAAGAUUACAAGGUGAUCAUAACUAAAUUGUUUAGCCAAGACCCUCUAUUAGGGCUGAAGCAUCUUUAAGCCCAUUGCUAUGGAUGAGAGGUUCUAUCGAUAUCCAGACGCAACAAGACAGGGUAAAAUCAUAUUCAGAUGUGGUAUGUAUGUUCAUAAUAUUAUAUAUAUAUGCGAUCAAAUGUUUGCAAAACCAGCUUUUGCUAUAACAUGAUUGUUGAAAUUAUACA
Messenger RNA from Andrographis paniculata, 947 nucleotides. RefSeq lists its product as uncharacterized. The record is from RefSeq and is a predicted model, not a curated record. The coding region runs from base 229 to 642 and encodes 137 amino acids. The transcript has 3 exons. NCBI's taxonomy places the organism in Eukaryota, Viridiplantae, Streptophyta, Magnoliopsida, Lamiales, Acanthaceae.